AUGGAGCUUCAAAACGUAACCAAGGUAACUGAAUUUACAUUCACUGGGCUGGAGGCCAAUCAUUCACAGGUUCCUUUUCUUUUCAUAUUUUUUUUACUUGUUUACAUGAUAACUGUUGUGGGGAACAGCGGCAUGGUGGCUCUGGUCUGCAGCACCCCUCAUCUCCAGACCCCCAUGUACUACUUGCUUAGUUGUCUCUCCAUGGUGGACCUCUGCUACUCCUCUGUCAUUGCCCCUAAAAUGCUGGCCGACCUUAUUUCCAAAUUAAAGUCUAUAUCAUUCAUUGGCUGCGCUCUUCAGUUCUUCUUCUUUGCGGCCUUGGCUGGAACUGAGACUCUCCUCCUCUCGUGCAUGUCGUAUGAUCGAUACGUGGCCAUAUGCCGCCCCCUUCACUAUAGGUCAAUUAUGACCAAGAACAAGUGCCUGUGGCUAAUUCUUAUGUCCUUUUCUAUUGGAUUCUCUCAGUCAUCAGUACAGACCAAAUGUAUAUUUGGCCUUGAGUUCUGCCGACGGAACCAGAUAGACCAUUUCUACUGUGACGUUCCUCCCUUGCUGAAGAUCUCCUGUUCGGAUACAUUUCAUUGUAACAUGACGACAGUGUUCUUUAUCUGCUCCUUUGGUGUAGGCUCAAUGGUAAAUAUUCUUGUUUCCUACACACUCAUUGUUUCAUCAGUCCUACAGAUAAAGUCUUCUGCAGGCAGAGGCCGGGCCUUCAGCACCUGUUCCUCUCACCUUACCUGCGUUUGUAUCUUCUACUGGACAGUAUUCUUCAUAUACCUGCGUCCUCCUUCCAGCAGUUUUGAUAGACAAGACAAAGUGGCCUCUGUCUUCUACACAAUGGUCAUUCCAAUGCUUAAUCCCCUGAUAUAUAGCCUGAGGAACCAAGAGGUGAAAAAAGCCUUAUACAGGCUCACCACAAGAUGCUUCAACACAAUCCUGUAG
Molecule: messenger RNA, 942 nt
Organism: Xenopus tropicalis (tropical clawed frog)
Lineage: Eukaryota; Metazoa; Chordata; Amphibia; Anura; Pipidae
Gene: or5de1
Product: olfactory receptor family 5 subfamily DE member 1
Exons: 1
Coding region: 1-942 (313 amino acids)
Biological process (GO): G protein-coupled receptor signaling pathway; signal transduction; detection of chemical stimulus involved in sensory perception of smell
Cellular component (GO): membrane; plasma membrane
Molecular function (GO): G protein-coupled receptor activity; olfactory receptor activity
Source: RefSeq, a predicted model, not a curated record